Messenger RNA from Phytophthora nicotianae INRA-310, 183 nucleotides. RefSeq lists its product as hypothetical. The record is from RefSeq and is a predicted model, not a curated record. The coding region runs from base 1 to 183 and encodes 60 amino acids. Lineage: Eukaryota; Oomycota; Peronosporomycetes; Peronosporales; Peronosporaceae. The transcript has 3 exons.
AUGAAGUCCGUGGUGCUGCCUAUAAACAACUCCAACGCCCACUGGACGAUCAUCAUUGUGGUAGUGGAUCGGUAUGAGAUAGGCAAGCAACUAUCGCGAGCUUUCAUGCAGGGCAGGAAGAAGGAGUGGGAGCUCGUGUGUGUUCUUGUUGUCCUUGAAGUAGGCCAUCGUAUUCAGGUGUAG